Messenger RNA from Symbiodinium sp. CCMP2592, 498 nucleotides. NCBI's taxonomy places the organism in Eukaryota, Dinophyceae, Suessiales, Symbiodiniaceae. The record is from the annotation of a GenBank genome assembly.
AUGGACUUCUUCGAUCUGUUGCAGGUCGCAAUGAAGACCACCAACAGCAAGCCCCGGGAGAUUCUACGCCACCGGCUGGAGCUGCACACCUCGGGCAGUAAGGAGAUCAUGUGCCUGCAGCUGUGGCGUGUGAAGGCGGAGACUGCGAUGCUCUACCAUUUCCAGGUCUGGGAGCACGAGGGCCCGCCCCGCUACAUGGAGUCGGGGCGGGUCCUCCACAGCAACGCUGUGGAUGAGGGCUUAGACGGCUUCAGCUUCCUCCCGAACCCGCAGACGGCGGAGUGGCUACAGACUGUGUAUGCCAACGACACGGAGGAGAUGAAACGGGAGAAGCGCAUGCGCCAGGACCUGGAAGUGCCCAAGGGCCGGCCUUUGGACUUCCAGUUGGAGUUGACUAAGUCAUUCUGCUGGAAGCACCCCCUCAAAGCAGGGCGGCGGCCUGUGCGCAGCACGGUGCUCCAGGUGGACCAUUUUAUGUCCGAGUUCCUGGACUCCUAA